Molecule: messenger RNA, 438 nt
Organism: Lactuca saligna
Lineage: Eukaryota; Viridiplantae; Streptophyta; Magnoliopsida; Asterales; Asteraceae
Source: the annotation of a GenBank genome assembly
AUGAAAUGUUCGAAGAAGGUUGUUGCUGGAUCUUCUAAGAAAUCUGUUAAAGAAUCUACAUCAACAAAGAGUCUGAAGAAAGUACCAAUCUUAGAAGUUGAGCCAAUCCAACUAGAAAUUGUUGUUGUUGAUACUCCUUUGACUCAAAAGGAAAUUAUUCCUUCGAAGACUGGGAUUUUUCGAAGAAUCAAGAUGAAGUCUAAGCAUAAGAGUCGCUCACCUUUAACCAAUGUUUUUCGCAAACCACAUUUUUCGCAUCAUGGUUUCAUUUUUCGUGAGAUUCUUGACCCUGCAUCACCGUCUUCUAAGAACAGAAGGGCAACAGACAUGGCCAAACAUAUUUCGAGGAAGAAGAAGAAGGGUAGAGUGAUUCUUUCGUCAGAGUCUACAACUGAUGAAAAUGAAACCAUUCCAGAGACACCGGAAGCUGAUCUUUAG